Molecule: messenger RNA, 3959 nt
Organism: Sycon ciliatum
Lineage: Eukaryota; Metazoa; Porifera; Calcarea; Leucosolenida; Sycettidae
Product: pre-mRNA splicing regulator USH1G-like
Exons: 2
Coding region: 670-2082 (470 amino acids)
Biological process (GO): positive regulation of transcription by RNA polymerase II
Cellular component (GO): nucleus
Molecular function (GO): transcription cis-regulatory region binding; protein binding
Source: RefSeq, a predicted model, not a curated record
UAUUUCCAACGUUUGAUCGAAUCCCAUGCAAUCAGUCCGUGUCCCAAACCGUGACUGAGAGAGAGAGCUAGCGGCAGUGAUUAGCUUACCUGAUCGACCCGAGGUCCUUGUCCAAGCCAGCGGUGUCUUCGGCGUUACUUCUCGUCUCCGGGGCAGCUGGGAAGGACAUCAGCCCGGCAACGCCCUGCUUCAUUCACUCGUGGCCCAUACAAGACGAGCAUGCCCUGGCGGCUGCGAGGACUCAGUGUGCGGAGCACUGCCCCCUAGCCCUACCGCUAAUGGUCGCUCCAGAACAGCGUCGACCUGUUUCUCGCGCUCUCGGCUCCAGCUUCCAGAUCGCCGGUUGUUUCGUCCUUCACCCAAUGGGCACAUCGCCGGCGACUGAGAUGUGCGCGACGCUAUUCACUGUAGAAUCGAGUGCAGCGUCCUGAACAUCGUCUGGAAAGCGCCGACACAUGUACACAGGGGUUCGGUGCUGCAGGCGUGAAUGAAUCAGUCGGUUUGUUUUGUCCGAUGAUCACGUUGCGGGCGUUUGUACCGGUAACGUUUGUCGACCAGCGCUCAGCGCGUGUGGGUACACAUUGGUUUUCAGGGUAGUGCGGUGCCACAGACUCAGUUAUCCACGCUACAAGAUCAGUAGAUCUCCGGAUCGGAGCGGCUGAGCAGGCCAUGUCGCUGUUCCACGAUGCCGCCAGCACUGGUGACCUGGCCAUGCUGCGGCGAGUGGGCAAGCGCGAUCUGGUGCGUCAGGACCAACUGGGAAUGACCCCGCUACACUGCGCGGCCAAGGCUGGAAGUCUGGAGGCGGCGAGAAUGCUCAUCACUCGAGGAGCGGAUGCCAAUGCGCUGGACAACGAGGGCCAGACGUGCGUUCACGUGGCAGCCCGACACGGCCACACCGCGCUCGUCAGGCACCUGAUUGAGGCGGCGCAGGCCAACGUGUGGGCGCUGAACGACGGCCAGUUGACGGCGUACGACCUCGCCGCAACGCACAGCCAUACGCAGGUCUUCCGCUAUCUCGACGCACUGCAGGUACGCAUGAUGACGGAGCAUCGGUCGAGCAUGGAGAAGGCGAAGACCCGCGCUCUUCGUGACUACAACAAGCGACUAGCAGCUCGCAGCAAACUGGACGAAAAGUCCGCCGGCCGACGACGCAAAACAAGUCAGCUGGUCGCAAGCGGCAGCCAGGAGCCGCUACCGGAGAGGUCACGGGCCUUCUCCGAGCCGAUCAACCCACCACUUCAGAAUGACGGCAUGAGAACGGCCGCUGCAAGCCACGCUGAGGCAAAGUCAAAGAAGUCGCGCUGGCGCAAGGACUCUGCUCCCGCCGCACCGCCGUCGUCCGUGACAACAGCUCCGGAUUCGUUUCCUACCAAGCUGGUGAGCGGGAUACGUGACAAGUUCUCGUUGCGCCCAACCCAGCACCACGCUCACCAGCUGGGCGAGAGGAGCAAGUCGGAAACGUCUGUCUUUCUGACAUCGUCUGCACCAGUGUCCACUGGCCGCGUCAACAAAAUGGCGCAGGCCGUGCAGCGGCUUCAGACGCUGGGCGGGCUCGGCCCGGGCGACGAGGAAUCGCUCACUCGCAAUCUGGCUGCUCUGCCGGUAGCCAGCGACGGGUUCGACAGCGACGCACAUAGCACGCGUUCCGAGGGCCGCAGCAAGGCGGCGAAGCGCAAGCCGCGCUCGAGCGGCGAAUCCUUCCUGCCGCGCGGUGCCAGUGAUUCGGAACUGUGCACCGCACCGCGCGGCAAAAGCACGGCAAAGCACAAGCAGCAUCAGCAGCCAGCCGCGGAGAAACCGGUCGAUAGGGAGCGUGCCACGGCUCGUCAUGGCCCGGACGACGCCACCAGAGAUGCACACUCUCAAGUGGCUAGCUUUCUGCACACGCUGGAGCUGGACGAGUUCCUUGCACUGCUGGAGGAGGAGCAGGUUGACAUGUCCGCUCUCAUGCUGUGCUCCGACCUGGACUUGAAGGACCUGGACAUGCCGCUAGGACCACGUCGAAAGAUACUGGCCGCGCUACGCCAGCGCAAGGGUGCCAUGUCGUCACCGCCGCGCCUGCAUGACAGCUACGUGUAGGCCUGUGCGCUGGAUCAUGCGGUGAGCACUUUCUGUGUCUGGCCGUUUGUACUCUCCACCUGGGUGUAUGUACCCUCUGCCUGGCUGUGUGUAGGCCUAUACGCAGGAUCAUGCGGUGAGCCCUCUCUGCCUGGCUGUGUGUACUCACUGUCCGGAUGUACGUGCUCUCUCCAUCCCACUGUGCUCGCUCUCCAGCCGGGCUAUAUGCAUACUAUUCAUCUGGCUGUGUGCACUCUCUGUUCGGCUGUGUGCACUGCUUACCCGUUAGCUGUGUGCACUCCGUCCGAAUGUGCCUGCUCUCCAUCAGGCUCUACGUACUAUUUACCCUCCGGCUGUGCGUACUCUCCGUCCGAAUGUGCGUACUGUCCACGCCGCUCUACGCACUCUCCACCCCGCGGUACGUACUUUCCACCCCGCUGUACGCACUCUCCAUCCGGCCAUGCGUACUGUUCACCCUCCGGCUGUAUGCACUGUCCAUCCGCCUGUGCAUGCACGUAGCUCAUGUGGUCGGAGAGCCUGUGAUCAGACCAGGUCCUGCCCGGCAAUCACUUGUAGCAGAGGAGCUAGUGUCCUCUGCCUCGGCCUGUGCCACACUGAAGCCAUACAUGUACGUGAGAACAUCCAACAGGCAGACAAUGGAGACUUUCGUCGUUUCACGAUGCAGAUGUACAGAAAUGUUUAUUCUGCUGUUCCAUCACCGGGCCUCACCUACAAGAGUGACAAGUCGUCUUCGUAUAGAGAUCCAGUCAUCCUGGCUGCUUAGAGAAGGCCUGCACAGAUUUUCACCUUUAUUCUAUAACUAUCAUUUCUGUCCGGCUUGAUCCGUGGAGGGUGGUGGUGUUGCUACGGAUGUGAAUUUAUUUCAUUUUUUUAUUUUAUUUUAUUUUAUUUCACUCAAGUCGUGGUCCAUCACCAACUGGCAUACCUGACUUAGUGCGAGUGACAGCCAGAGAUGAAAGCCAAGAUGGACGUCACAGCUAUAUGACACGAGCAAGGCAAACACGCCGGCAGCACGCGGGGCCAAUGCUGCCGGAGUGGCUGUUCUCCGUGUCAGAGAGCCGGUUGCAUAGGACACGGCGUGCAGUCUUCGGGAGUAUUGAUACCGAUGAGAGAUUGAUUGAAGUUUCCGUGAUCAAACGCUGCGGGAGCCCCAGCCAGCAGGACCUACAAUGAUGAGGACUGUGUCUCCUAUAGGGAAAUCCCCUAAUGAGGGACGGAGUGAUCAUGACCACAUAGGAUGACAGUAGCUGUUAGAUAUGUGUAGGUGAAGUUGAACCAAAUAAUAAUAGACUCAGAAUCCUGGUGAUCCACAUCAAUAAUAUUAAUCUGCAAAGGUUGAAACAUGAUAUGAGUUAAUCACCCCCCCCCCCCAGGUGCACACACAAACAGUGACACAGUCAAAAAAUGAUUCGUAGGCUUUUUUCCUUGGCGUAGCUCUAGCGCUUGUGCACACUGCUGCAUCAUGUGUCCAGGACAUGCACUCCGUGUACACGCGUGUAAGCUGCCUUAGAGUUCACAGUCAUCUGCCAGCGGCCAGCCAGGGCGGCAUGCUUCGUGCUCGUCUAAGCCAUCCCCCUUGAUCAGCCAAUCAUGUUUAUAAUCAUGCACUUCUCCAGUGUAUCACCAUCACAUUUUUUAAAUAAUUUAUUUGCCCUCCUCCUCCUCCUCCUCCUCAUUCUGCUCAAUGUUGACUAUGAUAUUUCUUCCCAUUCCGGUUUCCCUGGCCUUGAAUCACUUUUGCUACCAUGCAAACUUUAAAAAAAUGCCCUUGCCACAUCACAGCAAUAAUGCUCUAUGUACCAGAGCAUAUUGCCGGGUGCAUGCAAACCAGUGCGCAACACAGCAUUAUGUUGUUUAGCUGUUGUGGGAUAUUACAC